Molecule: messenger RNA, 733 nt
Organism: Saccostrea echinata
Lineage: Eukaryota; Metazoa; Mollusca; Bivalvia; Ostreida; Ostreidae
Product: temptin-like
Exons: 3
Coding region: 39-566 (175 amino acids)
Source: RefSeq, a predicted model, not a curated record
UCAGGACGCUGUGACAUAUCGUCAUUCGGCAGUAAACCAUGUUUAAGUUAACAGUUCUGUGUGUUUGUGUUGGAACAAUUUACGGAUAUCCGCCCUUCGCUCUCAAUAUUCCUAAUGGGAAAAUAGUACCAAACCCUUGUCCGGGUUAUGAAGGUUCGUCAUGGACGCUAGUGGGACACCGAUUUCCAGAUCGUCCGCAAUUUUUGAGAGAACAGGGAAUUUUAAAAAAGAAACUGGUAGCUCAGGGAUUGAAUACCAUGGACAUGAGUAUUUCGCUUCUUAAUGUCUUUGGAGAGGCUUAUAAAAACGCCUCUCUUAGCUGGCUUGGGGUAUGCCAGGAAGAUUCUGAUGGUGAUGGUCUGACAAACGGACAGGAAUUAGGGGACCCGAAUUGUCAGUUCACCCCAAGAACACCAGGCACAGCAACACCAAUAGCAAGCAUAGGCACCCCAAUAGGACAUCCAGGAAUAUGUGACAACAGCCAAUCUGAUAUGCCAAACUGCAUAGCUCCAAUGAGUGAGAUUUGCCCUAGAGCACCCCCAGUAGCAUCUUUACCAGUCGUGUAAAUUUGAUCACAGAAAGAGGGCAGAAUGAGAUAAAGGAAUGACAGUGUUUUUAUCUGUAUAAAGACGCGUUAAAUUCUUGUUAAUGUUGUGUAAUUUAGUUAAAUAAAUAUUCUGGAUUAUACAUACUGGAUUACACAUAAUAAAAAAAACAGAAUUUUUAUUAAGAA